AUGGAGCAACCUCCUCGAGCGGAGGAGGAGGAUGAUCUACAUGGAAUCGAGCAAUGCGUCCAAGAGAUUGUGGAUGGUGUGAAGGACUCGACAGAAAUGGCCACACUGGACACGGCGAUAACGAUUUUGCGGGAGACUAUCGAAGAAGAGACGGAUAACGAGAUGUGUACAUCGGCGAGGCUUGCCCUUGUCAAGGCGCUGCUCGUUCGGUAUGCGCACAAAGGCUGGCCUGAUGACCUGUACGAGGCUUUGAGAUACUUUGCCUUGGAGGAGAACGAAGAUGGUCGCCCCGACGCCGUGGACUGUGCUCUACAGCUGAUCGCCGAGCAUCAACAAUCUAUCGAUCAAUCGAUGCUGGAGACUGCCAUCUGCAUUGCAGAUGAGACACUUGAUCCCUGUACAGAAUUCACCACCGACCACGCUGAGCUGCUCCUUUGUGUUGGGAACGCUCUGGUUCUGAAAUACCUUGGAGGCGGUGAUAUUGGUGACUUGGAUUUGGCUCGAGGCCGCUUCCUCGACGUGCGGAGGUCAUGCCAGGGUAAAGGCGCACUAGCGUCAGUUGCCCUGUGCAACCUCAUCCAUGCGGAGUGUAUCAAAUUCAUAGAGGGGGACCCAACCCAGAGAAGAGAGGUACACGCGGAGAUCCAACGUCAUACGCGUAUAGCAAACGAAGAGGACGCAGAAGGGGUAGCCGCAUUCCAAUCAGGAAUCCAGAUGAUGCAUAGCGGAGACCAAGCUCAACUGGACGAAUCCAUAUCGCAACUCCGGCUCUCGCUUUCCCUCCGACCUCCACGCCACCCGCGACGCCUUUCCUCCCUCGUCCAUCUCACGAUCGCCCUCCAAAUGCGUUUUGAGAGCAGAAACAAUCGUGAUGAUCUAGAAGAGUCGAUUGCUCUGGGUCGUGAGGCUCUCAGUCUGACUCCUGUCGGUCACCCAGCCCGUUGCGCCUCGUUGGAUAACCUGGUGAACUCUCUGUCCAGCCGCUUCGACCGCACGGGAAAUUUCCAGAAUCUCGAAGAAUCUAUCGUGUAUCACCAGGAGGCACUUUCUCUGAUUCCGAAGGAUAGCCCAGGUCAUUCGAUGAUGCUCAACAACCUCGCAAGUUCGCUCUCCACUCGCUACCAAUUCAAGGGGAACUUCGAGGACCUUGCAAGGUCCAUAACACUUCACAAGGAGGUACUCGAUUUGAGACCGAAAGGAGACCCCCGUCGUUUCUACUCGCUCACCAACCUCGCGAUUGCACUUGCUACCCGUUUCCAGACCAAAGGCGACAUCCAGGACAUCGAAGAAUGCGUCGCAUGCCAUCGAGAGGUGCUCACUCUUACCCCGGAAGGACAUCCCAUCCGCCUCACGCCACUCAAUAACUUGGCGAACUCGCUUUUGCUACGCUUCGAGCAAAAGGGGGACAUAGACGACCUGGAAGAAUCCAUCAAGCUUCAUCGGGAGGCGCUUGUUCUGACACCGACAGGCCAUCCAGACCACUUCAUGUCGCUCAACAACCUGGCUCUCUCCCUCUCCGCCCGUUUUCAGCACAAAGGUGACUUUGGGGACCUAGAAGAGUCCAUUGGCCAUCAUCGAGAAGCGCUCGCAGCGAUGCCGCCUAGUCAUCCAAUUCGAGCCACGUCGCUUAACAAUCUCGCAACAUCUCUCCACAGCCGCUUCGAUCAUAAAGGCGAAACUCAGGAUCUCGAAGACUGCGUCAGAUCUCACAGGGAAGCACUCGCACUGCGACCUCCAGGAUCUCCAGACCGCGUCGCUUCCCUCAGUAACCUAGCAAACUCCCUUUCCGCUCGGUUCCUGCAAAAAGGCGAUAUUCAGGACUUGGAGGAAUCCAUUUCGCACCACCGAGAAGCGUCCUUGCUAUUGGCGCCUGACCAUCCAGGUCGAUCCAAGUUCCUCAACAACUUUGCUAAUUCCCUCUACGCUCUCUUCAAUCAGAAAGGCGACUUUCAGACUCUCGAAGAAUCCAUUGCAUAUUAUCGCGAAGCCCUUGAUCUAAGGCCGGAAGGCCAUCCGGAACAUUUAUCGUCACUCAGCAAUCUCGCUGUCCCCCUUUUCGCUCGCUUCACGCACAAGGGUGACAUCCAGGACCUUGCGGAGUGCAUUUCAUACCACCAACGAGUGCUUGAACAGAGACCAAAAGCGCAUCCCGAUCGCUCUGCCACGCUUGACAGCCUCGCAACAUGCCUCGGCACCAGGUUCCAAAGGAUGGGCGAAUUCAAAGACCUGGAUGACUCGAUUGCGUACCAGAAGGAGGCUCUUGCCUUGCGGCCACAGGGCCAUCCAGCGCGCUGUAGCACGCUCAACAACGUCGCGACCUCCCUUACGUCUCGCUUCGAGCAUAGAGGUGACUUUCAGGACCUUGAAGACGCUAUCAUGUGUCAUACGGAGGCUCUGGAGCUGAGGCCAGCGGGUCAUCCAGAACGCUCGUCCUCUCUACGCAACCUAGGUGGCUCGCUUUCCAAUCGAUUCCGGUACAAGGGUGUCUCCCAAGACCUAGAAGAGUCCAUCAGAUACCAGCGAGAGGCGCUCGCGUUGACGCCUAAAGGACAUCCGGACCGCUCGUCGUCGCUUAUCCGCCUUGCAGUCUCCCUUUCGACUCUCUUUCAACAUAGAAAGAACCUUGAAGACCUCGAGGAGUGCAUCCAGUAUCAUCGGGAAGCGUUAGAGUUGAGGGAGGGGGACCACCCAGAACGAGCAUCCUCGCUCAACAACCUUGGUGUUGCCCUGUAUGCUCGCUUCGAGAGCCAGGGUGACCUGAAGGACCUCAAGGAUUGUGUGAGCUACCACGGAGAGGCUUUGCACACUGCCACAGCCCAAACCGAGUCUCAGAUCCAUCCUCAACGUUGGCUAGGAUCCGCACUCAACCUCAUUAUAGCCCUUCGAGCGCUGUAUCGGAAGUUUAGAGAGCCGGGAAUCCUGGACGACAUCCUGCACCACCUCAAGAAUAGACCGCAGAUCGAGGGCACCUCCUUCCUCCUACAAAUGCAAUUCGACAUGCUUUGUACGGAGAUAGGACGCGAGUUUGAUCGUGCGGACGUUGCAUUGGAAGGCUACACUCGCGGUCUGGCUUUACUCCCCCUCCUCGCGUCUCUCGACUUGACCCUCGAACAACGCAAGAAUGUUCUGGUGCACACCAAGAACCUCCUGCGAGAUGCUGUACAGUGCGCCAUCGCACAGGGCGAACUUGAGACGGCGGCCCAUUUUCUCUCGUCCUCGCGGUCUGUUUUCUGGUCGCAAGCACUCCAGUUCCGCGCUUCCCUCGAGCGCCUGGAGUCUAGCCACCCCGAGUUGGCGGCGGAGCUGGAUUCGGUGAACCGGCGCUUACAGGUCGCCACUCGGCAAACCUCCAUGGAUGACUUCGAGGACUCGCUUGUGACCCCUCCAGCGCCUAAUUCAGUCCUCCAGGCAUCCCCGUAUGUUCUUUCCAAGGAGAGGGAGGUCGUUCUCGCUCGCAUCCGACAGAUGGAAGGCUUUCAUGACUUCCUGAUCCCUCCUUCGUUUCAAGGCCUCAAAGCUGCCACAGCUAAGGGGCCCAUCGUCUUUCUCAACGCCAGCUACUAUGGAUGCGAUGCUCUCAUAUUCAAGUCCGAUGGUUCUUUGGAGCAUCUUCCUUUGGAAGUAGAGCUGGAUCUUCUUCGCUCUUUGAAGAACGCAGUCCAACGGUUGGCAGAUGGAAACACCCUUCAUGGUGAGGUCCAGCAUGAUAUAGACGUCGCGUUCGAGAAGAGAAAUCUUCGGUUGAAGGCUCGGAUUGGAAAACGUAAUCGGUCGGUUGAUGAUGAUUUCAGAAGGGUUUUGGAGAUUCUGUGGGAGCUGGUAGUUCUUCCGGUCGUCGAGAGGCUUAGGCUGAAGAAGGUAUUUAAAGUUUCAGUCGCCCAAGGCUCUCACUUAACACUGCAUCAGAUCAACUCUCAGGACGAUAACUCUCAGGACGAUUCAGACCUGCGUCGGAGAAUUUGGUGGUGUCCGACUGGGCCUUUCGCCUUCCUCCCCGUUCAUGCUGCUGGCAUCUACUCCAGCCAAGGAGAGGGGAUUUCUUGCCUUUCCGAUUAUGCUGUCUCGUCCUACUGUUCGUCGCCUCAAGAUCUCCUCGCACCUCCGACCAAAUCCGGACCCGACUUCAAGAUGUUCGCGGUAAUCGAGCCCGAGAAACUGGGACCGGGCAUGUCGAGUCUACCUUCGGCAACGCUCGAGCUCGAGAAGAUCAAGUCUCAAAUCCCGGACCAGCGUCGUCUUACCACCCUCGUAGGAUCCAAGGACAAUCCAACGAGCACAAAGUCCGUAAUUGAUGAGAUCAACACGUCGUCAAUCGUGCACUUUGGCUGCCACGGAAUGCAGGACCUCUCGAAUCCCCUCAAUAGCCAUCUACUGUUGAGCGGCGGACAGCUGACGGUGGAAGGGCUGAUUCGGGAGUGCCAAACGUCGACCCCAGCGCUCGCGUAUCUCAGCGCAUGCGAGACUGCCAUGGGAGACGAGGAGAGGCCGGAUGAGUCUCUUACUCUUGCUGCGACUAUGAUGUUUGCCGGUUUCCGAGGUGUCGUUGGGACGAUGUGGUAA
This is a messenger RNA of Coprinopsis cinerea okayama7#130, 4560 nucleotides long. RefSeq lists its product as hypothetical. The coding region runs from base 1 to 4560 and encodes 1519 amino acids. NCBI's taxonomy places the organism in Eukaryota, Fungi, Basidiomycota, Agaricomycetes, Agaricales, Psathyrellaceae. Gene Ontology annotation, molecular function: protein binding. The transcript is spliced from 3 exons. The record is from RefSeq and is a predicted model, not a curated record.